AUGGAUUUCCUAAGCUAUGACGUAAAUAGCCAGAUCAGAGCCGAGCAAGAGAAGGAAUCUGCGGAACGGCAACUUAGAGAAGCGGAGAGGGAAGAACAGUUGAAAAAAAUAGAUGAAGAGGAAGCUGCGCGCAAGAAAAAGAUCAAAGAUGCGGAUAAGAGCCUGGCCGAUUUCUCCCGCAUCAUUCGUUUUAGAUCCAGAGCUAUGAACUUUUGUGAUGAGGUACACAUUAGCGAUGAUUAUGCUCGGUUCGAAGCUGCAGAUGGACAGAGAAAACUUACGGAUUUAGAGAUACUCAAGAUAUUAAUUCUCGAACAUGUAGAGAAGUAUGUUACAGAAAUAGAAUGGACUCAAAAGCAUCCUGUGGAGUAUGAAAAGCUUAGAAGGGAAUUUUGUUAUCGUAUUUAUGAAACGUUAGAGGCAAAAAAACGGAUGCGAACGGAGAGGAAUGACCCUGUAGCUGAUGAAAGGGACACGGUAGAGAUAUGUGAGAAGUUUGAAUGA
Molecule: messenger RNA, 504 nt
Organism: Botrytis fragariae
Lineage: Eukaryota; Fungi; Ascomycota; Leotiomycetes; Helotiales; Sclerotiniaceae
Exons: 2
Coding region: 1-504 (167 amino acids)
Source: RefSeq, a predicted model, not a curated record